This is a messenger RNA of Carassius carassius (crucian carp), 1636 nucleotides long. It is a transcript of the gene scxa, whose product is annotated as scleraxis bHLH transcription factor a. Gene Ontology annotation, biological process: regulation of transcription by RNA polymerase II; developmental process. The coding region runs from base 382 to 990 and encodes 202 amino acids. The transcript has 2 exons. Gene Ontology annotation, molecular function: DNA-binding transcription factor activity, RNA polymerase II-specific; RNA polymerase II transcription regulatory region sequence-specific DNA binding; protein dimerization activity. NCBI's taxonomy places the organism in Eukaryota, Metazoa, Chordata, Actinopteri, Cypriniformes, Cyprinidae. The record is from RefSeq and is a predicted model, not a curated record.
CUCAGAGAAACCACACGUGGGUCUCUGCUCAGGGGGGACAGCCAGCGCUGCACAGAGACAGAGAGCCGCAGGAGGAGUGUGCAUGUGUAUGUGAGGAAUCAAGACGUGGAUUUCAGCUCAGAUGGGAUGUGAGUGAGGACAAACAACAAGUUCAACCCUUCAGGAUCAAUUCUCCAAGUCUUGAAGGCAAAGAAAAACUCAUUUCAAAUGGUCCGUAGUGGCAAAGAAAUGUAAUACCAGAGUGCAACUGUACUAGAGGACUAUCCAAAGAGCAAACAAGUGCAGGAUUGGUUCUGAAGCUAAGAGAUCCAUGCAUUAAGUACUCUAGAGUCUUGCAAGCAAAAUUUGAGAUCUGUGUGGAGAGGUUUGGAGGUUUCAGCAAUGUCUUUCGCAAUGGUACGACCGGCUCCCAGCCGAUACCUAUAUUCGGAGAUCUCAAUGAUGUCAGAGGACGAUGAAAAUGGCAGCGAGAGCUCAGGCUCAGACGACCGGUCUUUUCGCUUGGACACCUCAGGGUACGACAUUAAAGUUGGAAGAAAGCGGAAACCUGGCAUAGGAGGUGGUGGACGGCUGAUAGGGUCACCACCCAACUGCACGGGCACAAUGGGUCCAUUGCCAGAGGGCCGUCAACGCAAUGCAGCCAAUGCACGGGAGCGGGAUCGCACCAACAGUGUCAACACGGCCUUCACCGCGUUGAGAACUCUCAUCCCCACGGAGCCUGCUGACCGGAAGCUGUCCAAGAUCGAGACCUUGCGGUUGGCAUCCAGUUACAUCUCCCACCUUGGAAAUGUGCUCCUGGUGGGUGAAGCUUGUGGGGACGGACAGCCGUGCCACAGCGGAGGGCCCUCGACUUCAAACUAUUACCACCACCAUGGUUCGCCAAACCGGGACUCGGAGAACUCGCAGCCCAAACAGAUCUGCACGUUUUGCCUCAGCAACCAGAGGAAACUGAGCAAAGACAGAGAGAGGAAAUCAGCCCUGAGGAGUUAAGCCACGACGAGAAUGGAUUUACAAAACAUCAUCACCAAUGUACAAAAGCUGUUGACUGCAAAAUGCAAUGUUGUGGUGUAUAUAUGCAAAUAUCAAUUCAUAUUUAAUUAUUUGUAAAUCGUUGUUGGACAUUUUAUUGGAGGAAAAAAAAAACAUGUAUGACUGGAAAAAGACCAGACUGCAGCAACUUGAUUAUCAAAGAGCUGAACAUCCCGCCACAGCCUUCAUCCAUUUCCACCUUUUCGGUUCAUUUACACACCAAGCUCCACCAAAUGUUUAUUUUUGGCCACAGGGAGCGGAGGCAAAGCUAUUUACCAAAGACUGAACAAGAGGACGGCAUUCGCAAGGCUGCAAAUGAUCACAUGACUUCCCCAGGAGACACAACAUACGGAGCCAGGCUUUGCCAAUCAAAACAAUAAAGGAACAUAUUCCUAUAUUCAAUCAAAGAGGACCUUGGGAAAGUGCUCAUAUUGAGGACAUGAAUGAAUACAAACUGAUGUUUGGCACGUUAUUUCUAACAAAAACAUGAAAGACACUUAGCCUGACUAUGAAAAUGCAAUAAAUUCAUUAAAUGCAGUAUACUGUAUGUCUAAUAUGGCAAAUGACAUAUAUUCUUCAUUGUUUAAAUUAAAAAUGACUAAGCAAA